Molecule: messenger RNA, 166 nt
Organism: Pediculus humanus corporis (human body louse)
Lineage: Eukaryota; Metazoa; Arthropoda; Insecta; Psocodea; Pediculidae
Product: norepinephrine/norepinephrine transporter, putative
Exons: 1
Biological process (GO): sodium ion transmembrane transport
Cellular component (GO): membrane
Source: RefSeq, a predicted model, not a curated record
AUGACAAAAAAUCGUAAAAAAAGGCCCAAACAGGUCAAAAAUACAGAAGAAAGAGAAACAUGGGGUAAAAAAGUUGAUUUUUUACUUUCCGUCAUUGGUUUUGCCGUUGAUUUGGCCAACGUUUGGAGAUUUCCUUACCUUUGUUAUAAAAAUGGCGGGGGUGAGU